AUGAUGCGCGAGAUUCGCCCUGGCGACAUCACUCUCCCAAAUCUGAUGCUUCUUGUGGCAGAUCGCAAGGCUUGUGAGGAAGGAUGGGUGCUGCACUUGGCUGUGAACCAAAAGGGAGAGAUUUUGCCGUUUAGAAUUCGUGAUAGGGCGUCUUACUCGUUUCAAAGAAUUGGAAACUUGAUGGAAGGUCAGCAUUUGCAAGAAAGCGCUUCAGAUCCUGAAGUAGACGAGGAGCGCUACAUGAGUACUGGUGAUGCAUGGGCACCAGAAUAUCUCAAGGAGGAAGAUUAUGACCUUUAA
Messenger RNA from Penicillium antarcticum, 300 nucleotides. RefSeq lists its product as uncharacterized. The record is from RefSeq and is a predicted model, not a curated record. The transcript is spliced from 2 exons. The coding region runs from base 1 to 300 and encodes 99 amino acids. Lineage: Eukaryota; Fungi; Ascomycota; Eurotiomycetes; Eurotiales; Aspergillaceae.